Suillus paluster is the source of this 1417-nucleotide messenger RNA. RefSeq names its product quinon protein alcohol dehydrogenase-like superfamily. Lineage: Eukaryota; Fungi; Basidiomycota; Agaricomycetes; Boletales; Suillaceae. The coding region runs from base 119 to 1342 and encodes 407 amino acids. Gene Ontology annotation, molecular function: protein binding; GTPase activator activity; guanyl-nucleotide exchange factor activity. Gene Ontology annotation, cellular component: endoplasmic reticulum membrane. The transcript has 12 exons. Gene Ontology annotation, biological process: protein secretion. The record is from RefSeq and is a predicted model, not a curated record.
GUUGCAGUUAUAGCCAUAAGAGUUGCACUCGGUCACUCCGUGCUAUAUCAAUUUCAGCUUAACUGCAAUCCCCCCACUCUAUACUACACUCUUUUAAAUUACUCGACGUGGCCUUACAAUGCGCGCGCAGCACACCACUCACCCGCUUCCCGCAUUUCCAGUGUAUUCAUGCGCGUUCGUUGCCUCCGACCAAAUAGUUGUGGGAGGCGGAGGUGGUGCUGCCAAGACUGGAAUUAAGAACAAAUUGAGGUUAUUCAAUGUCUCCCAAGACAGACAGCUUGAAAUGUUAUGUGAGCAUGAGCUGGAGAAAGGCGAGGACGCCCCUAUGAGCAUUGCAGCUCAUCCAGAGAGCAGAAGCUUUGCCUGUGGAAUUAACAGCUCCGAAGAACGCUUGGAGAAGGGAGAAAAUGAGAACUGCAGGGUGUUUUCAAUUAGUAACUCUGGAAAUGCCCUAACAAAGGGAGCUACGCGAGGUACCUUGCCCUCAGGAGCUCUCGAGGACUACCAGCGCGUGACCGUCCUAUCACCGGACGGAAACCUCCUGGCAGUGACCGGCGAACGUGAUUUAUCUCUUCUCGCGUACCCUUCUCUUUCUCCUGUGGCCCAGCCAGUCCAAGUACCCAAAGGCGAAAUUUACGAUGUGACAUUCUCAUCGACACACCUUGUUCUAGCUACCAGUCUCAACCUGUUAGUAUAUGCACUUCCAAAGCCGCCUUUGGAAGAUAGUGAGAAAUCGCCCAAGAAGAGAAAGGGGAAGCAGAAAGGUAAAGGCAAGGAGAAGGAAGCACCUUCUAGGACGCCGAGUCAGACCCCUGAACUGCGACUUGUGGAUACGAUCGACAUUCCGUCAGUUCCUGGCGCUCCUGCACAGUCCGUUGUAACAUUCCGCGCAGCGCGCUUUCACCCCUCAGACUACAACACACUGUAUACGGCUGUCAAUACUGUCGCGCCUCGGGCGAAGAAAUCAAAGACAGCCAAAAAGCAGGCUUACAUACUGAAAUGGAAAGUCAGCCUCAGUGAGGAGAAUGAUUCCUCUUGGUCUAUUUCAGUGGAGGGCGCCCGCAAAGCAGGUGAAGGUGGCUUGACGUGUUUUGACAUUAGCCCCAAUGGGAAGUUCCUUGCUUUCGGUUCAUCAGAUUACUCGUUGGGAAUGUUGGACAGCAUCACUCUCAGCCACACGAAGUUCCCCAUCACCACUGUUCGCUUUAGCCCUACUUCAACGAUGCUUGUAUCCGGUGGUGUCGACAACUCGAUACGGAUCGUUACUGUGCCGGAGAAGUUUGCUGGCCAACCAUGGACUCUAAUCAUUAUGAUUAUUUUGGCCCUUUUGUUGCACAAGUAGGCGCCAUCGGGACGUUAAAUACGGCAGUCAGUCUGCAGACUUUGUGCUGGAAUUUAUCCAGUAAAUUAUGGCUCA